Protopolystoma xenopodis is the source of this 1326-nucleotide messenger RNA. The record is from the annotation of a GenBank genome assembly. NCBI's taxonomy places the organism in Eukaryota, Metazoa, Platyhelminthes, Monogenea, Polystomatidea, Polystomatidae.
AUGGCCAAACGGUGCUCCAGUAAUACUGCUGGAACAAUGUCCGAAUUUCGCAUCUGUUUCAACGACCAAGACUUAGAUGAGGAGCGUCAGUCUAGCCGCAUUGAUACAGCUGAUGAGCACCGUUAUGAUAGUGACAAAAUGAGUCUUACCAAGAAAAGAGAAGGCGUUGAAGAACUUGGUUCUCUGGAAUCCAGCUCUGAGAUCGCACUCCGGAAGGAGCAAGAUCAAUACAUACGACAGCUUCAAACGUAUUAUGACAACCUGUUGGCCAAGCAUGCAUUGGCUGAAGUAACAAUCGACCAGCUACGCCUCGGACCCCAGAUGCGCUGUAAGAUGGCAUCAUCCUCUGCCUCCUCUGUCAUGGUAGGAUCUCGACCGUCUCUUGAUGGCACUUCGGCAUAUCCUACGGGCUCAGGACGUGGCCUGCCAUGGCCAUUCUGUCUUCCUGAAUUGGCCGGCUCCACUGGAAUCGCAUCUUCGACCCUAAAAUCACGCCAGACUUCCGGCAUCUGCCAACCUGUCGGUCCUGGUCUCAUAGAUUCGAGGGCUUCUGGAGCCGGAGCUGUUGACUCUCUUUCCUCUUUGCCUGAGGUUCCAGAUUGGCUUUGGCCAGCUUCCUCGAUUGGGGGCCUUUCCGCGUGUGUAAAACGUGGAGUUGUUCAUACACCAUCCAACUCUGAAAUCCCGCCACAAAUUGCUGGCCGAUACGCAUCCAGCCCUCAUCUUUUUUUGGCUGGUGCGCCUGGAUUAUCUUCAUUAGCUGGCCAUAGUCAAGUUCUUCAGACUCCACUCAAGCAAGGUUAUUCGGCAUCGCUUCUUUCUCAAGGCCAGCACCAUAUCAGUGAGAGACCAAUCGGCCAUUCUUCAGCAGGUCAUCAUCGCCAGGUCUCGAAUGGAUCUGACACUAUCAAGGUUGGUGGCAUAUCCGGUCCCUCUCAACUGCAACAGAUUGACUUGAUGGUACGCCUUUCCUGUCUCAAUGAGGCUUUAGAUGGUUUAUGUAGGCGGCGUUGCCAGAAUGUAUCAGUUUCUGCCUCUCCUACUGCUUCAGCUUCGGGCCUAGCAUCUGCUUCAGCGUCUAUUUCAGCAUCAGGCCUCACUGGCGAGGCGGCUCAGCGGUUGGAUUCGGCUCGAGACGAGUCAAAUUUGGCGGCUGACAGCGCUACUCUCAAAUAUUUGAUGCUUGAGUUUGCCGCCUUGAAAACUGAUUGUGUUCGACUGAAGCAGCAAGCGGAUUUGCGAACCAUGAAUCCAGCUUCUGGUUGGUCCUCUUGUUUGCCCCUCUGUGGGCUUAGGUUUAUGCGCAUUCACAUAAUCAACCAAUAG